GAAAGUAAAGUGCACCCAAUGCAGCAACAAACAAAUGGAGCAAAAACAGUUAAAACGUAUUUAAUUUUCACAACCUCCAACUUCAACAACUUUCUUUCCUUUCCCCAAUAUUCUUAACUUUCUUCCUCAGUUUUCUUCUUCUUCAAACCCUAGAAAUUAACAAAUCCCCCUUUUGAUGCUAAUGACUUCAACCCACCAAAAUUAACUUCACACCCCCCAAAAUUAACCUCAAACCCACUUCAAUUAUGGCCACAUUCUUCAUCAUACCCUUCACAAUCCUCAUUUUGUGCUUAAAAAUCCAUGCUUUUGAUCCUGUUUCAUCUUUUUCCUUCAAUGAUUUUGGUAAAGAUCCAAACUUUAAGUCUGUUUUAGGAUUUUAUGGCAAUGCAAAAGUUGUUAAUGGUGGUUCUGAAGUUCUGCUUUCUGGGUAUGGUGAUUCUGGAAAUGGGAAAGUUAUGUAUAAGAAACCUAUUAGGGUUGUUGAUGUUGAGGAUGAACCAAAGUUGUUGGUGUCAUUUUCAAGCUAUUUUGAGUUUUCAUUGUCUUUUGGUGAUGGAAAUGGGUUGGCUUUUGUUAUGGUUCCAAAGGGUUAUGAAGGUGAGGUUUUUGGUAAUGAUUCUUUUGGGUUGAAGAAGAAGGAUUCUAAGGUUGUUGCUGUUGAGUUUCUUGCUUCAAGAGAUGUUAGAAAUAAGAGUUCUGAUAGUUUUGGUAUGGCUAUUGAUGUUGGUGAUUCUGUUCCUGUUAAGAGAAUCAAUGUGUCUUCUGUUAAUAUGGUUAUAAGAAAUGGUGGAAAGUUGCAUGGUUGGAUUGAUUAUGAUUCGAAUUCGAGGCGUUUGGAAGUUAGGUUGAGCCGAUAUGGUCACUCAAAGCCGGUUAAUCCGUUGUUAUGGCAAUCGGUUGAUUUGUCGUAUAAUUGGACAACUGAGGAGAUUUUUGCAGGAUUUAGUUCAAUGAAAGGGAAAACUUCUCAAGCAUGUUUUCUCUAUUCAUGGAGCUUUGAUGUAAGGCAUUUUCGACAUUGGAUGCAUUCUGAGCCGAUGGAUACAAAAGCUUAUUAUGCUAAGAACACAUACAGUCCACCGGCAGACAAACCGAGGAGUGAUUGUGUUUUAAGAAUUCUUGCUGCAAUGAUAUUUGGUUCUGGAUGUGGAGCAUUGGCGGCGUUCACCGUGCUUUAUUUGUGGACGAUGUUUGGUAAUAGACGUCCUGUGGUGCCUGAGGAGUGUGUUAUGCAGCCGGUAGAUUGCGAGUACAAGAAAGUGAACAUUGUUGUUGAUAAACCCCUUAAAGAUGGUAAGGAGUAGAUCUAAAGAUCGAACUAGUUGGAUGCGUGUGUGUUGUAAAUCGAUGUUCCUUGUAUUCAGGUUUUGCUGUGUUUGUAGUUUGAUAAAGAACUAAUUAAGUUACUUUUUCUUAUGUUAUUGUCUAUUUUUGAGCAAAUUGAGAUCCAUUCUUUAUGCAUUAAAGGUUA
Molecule: messenger RNA, 1471 nt
Organism: Medicago truncatula (barrel medic)
Lineage: Eukaryota; Viridiplantae; Streptophyta; Magnoliopsida; Fabales; Fabaceae
Product: L-type lectin-domain containing receptor kinase VIII.1
Exons: 1
Coding region: 246-1304 (352 amino acids)
Molecular function (GO): carbohydrate binding
Source: RefSeq, a predicted model, not a curated record